Molecule: messenger RNA, 2055 nt
Organism: Microsporum canis CBS 113480
Lineage: Eukaryota; Fungi; Ascomycota; Eurotiomycetes; Onygenales; Arthrodermataceae
Product: LMBR1 domain-containing protein
Exons: 2
Coding region: 1-2055 (684 amino acids)
Cellular component (GO): membrane
Source: RefSeq, a predicted model, not a curated record
AUGUCGACGCCGGCCAGCUCGAGCGUGUUCGUGGCUGCGGCCCUCGUUUCCAUUAGCGCCCUGGUCCUCUUGCUGCUCCGUCACUAUCUGCCUCUGCGCUCGACUCCGGCCUUCGUAGUACUGCCCGUCUUCCUCGCCCUCGCCCUACCGGCAAGCAUCGUCCUUCUCGUGCCCAUAGACCUCGCCUCUAGUCCGCCAGAGGGUCAUCGGCCAGCUGGGAUAUGGCUCUCUUCACGUUUCAUGCUCGUCUUCUGGCGCAUCGCCUACUGGCUCACCUUUGUUCUCACCUGGGGAAUACUGCCGUUCUUAGGAGAGUAUUUAGACUCCGGCCAUAGAUCGCCGCGCGAACGCAUGCUCUACUCCCUCCGUUCAAACGCCCGGUACCAGCUCAUUCUCCUCUCGUCGGGCUUACUAGGUCUGGUAUACCUUGCUCUCACACAUGAGCUGCGCUUCUCCUCCCUCCGUGGGCUCGUCAUGGCCCUCGCCUACGCCUGGGGCCUGGUUCUGGCCAUAUACCUGCUUGGCCAUGGCCUGGUCGCCCUGCCUCGCAAGAUGUGGCGAGCAGCCUGGACUGGAGACAGGCUGCGAAGGUUGCAGCAGCGUGCGGUCCGGGUGCACGAUGCCCUCGUCGACACUGACAGCAAGGUCGAGGAGCUCAGGUCUCUGGUGGCCCAGUUGAGACGUAAGCGUGGGCUCAGCGCGGAGAUGCAGGAGUGGGUUGACGAGCUGGUGGACGUAGCCGGUCAGGGCGGCAGCAGAGGGUCGACCGCCGCCGUCCGGAGCUUACAGAGCGAAGGCAGAGCUGUAGUGCCGCAUGUCAUCACGGAUCGGUACAUGGCUGGCCUGACCAGAGACCUCUACCGGGCCAGGCACAGGCACGCCAGAUAUACGGAUGCCUGGUCCCGUCUCGUGCGUGAAGCACACGACUGCCAAACCAUAAUCGAUGCAGCUACCUCGAAACAACUCGUCUUUGAUGACUCCCUGUCGUCUUCUUCUUCUUUUUCUGCCGCUGCUGCUGCAUGGACUUCGCACUCCCUCCUGACCCCUUACCUACGCUACCUACUCUACACCAAUCUCCUACCAGCCAUACGCGUAGGCCUCGCCUCCCUCUUCGCCUGCCUGUCCGUCUGCAUCCUCUGGUCCGAACUUGUGCGCACGUUCUUCCCCUUUCUCUCCGUCGUCGCCCUCACCACUCCAUCCUCUACCCCGGUUGGCUUCCCUUCCCAACUCCUCACCUCCGUCUGGCUACUCUAUCUCUGUGCCGCCGCAGGAACAGGCAUCUCGGACGCCCAGGUAUGGGGUAACCGUGCCCUGGUCCCUCGCAACACAUACCAUGAGUCUGCGUGCUGGUACGCCGGCCAGAUCGCCCGCCUCACUGUCCCGCUGGCGUACAACUUCCUCACCCUGCUGCCCCAUGACUUGCAGCGACGGACUACCUUCUUCGACUUCUUGGGCAAGGGCAUCAACCUUACGUUGAUAGGGGAAGGUUUCGAUCUCUUCUUCCCCCUGGUCAUCCUCUUACCCGUCGCCGCCACAGUGUUCAACCUGUAUGGCACGGUCAAAGGGCUGGUUGGACUGGGAGACAUGGAGAUCGAUAACGAGGAGGAAGACAAUCCAGCCGGCUACGGUACCGGCGGAUGGAGGGAAGGACGUGCCCUUAUCGAAACGGAGUUGAACGGCCCUGGAUACCUGGGUCUGUCCAACACCAGGACGACAGCCACCCCCCGCAGCCUGCCAGACUCCCUGCCACGAUACAGGGACACACCGACAGACCCCAGGAGAACCUCGCACCGACCCACACAGACCAACGAGCCAGCAGCAGACGCGGAAGACGAAGAAGACGAGGGGUUCUUCCGGUCCUUUGCUCACCGGGUUCGAAACACCAUCGACACCGCCAGCACGCCCAAGUGGUUACAGGAGGUCGACGCUGGCUUCAAGCGGCCCCGAUGGAUGGGCGGCGGCGACGACGGCCCUUCUUCUUCCUCCUCUCCUUCAACGGACACCUCCGGUCUUGCCAGGUGGUUCGGCGGUGGCUCCGGUGGAGUGCGGCUCUGA